Molecule: messenger RNA, 1672 nt
Organism: Lucilia sericata (common green bottle fly)
Lineage: Eukaryota; Metazoa; Arthropoda; Insecta; Diptera; Calliphoridae
Product: serine protease inhibitor 27A
Exons: 1
Coding region: 177-1568 (463 amino acids)
Molecular function (GO): serine-type endopeptidase inhibitor activity
Source: RefSeq, a predicted model, not a curated record
UUUAAAGAUUAAACGUUAAACGUAGAAGAUCGAAGAAGAAUAGUACGAACAGAAAAAAAAAUCCGUAGUUAGAGAAGCAAUUAUUAUACAAACAAAUCAGUGUGAUUUAUUUCAAGACGAUUAUUGAAAAGAAUUAUUAGCUAUCAUUAAAAAUAACGCCAAGAACGAAAUAAAAGAUGAUAAACAAAAAAAUCUUAAUGAAAAAAUUAAUUAUUUUCUGUAUAAUAUUCAAUUAUUGUACACUAUGUGUUAGAGCAGAAACAAAAUUAACAAAUAUGCCUGAGCCACUGCCUCCACCGGGUAAAUCAAAAACAACAUCAGGAGCAAUGGCAGCGCAGGCUGCAAAUGCGCUAACACCAACAGGAAUUUUUAAUGUUAUUCCCCAAACAUUUGACACCGGUUUUUAUGCCUACGACGAUAUGGACGACUACGUUCCAUUUAGCAGUGAUGCCCACGAUCAUUUCUCAUGGGAAUUGCUAAGAGAUGUACUUGAAGAGGAGAACACUAAUGUUAUUAUAUCCCCAUUUUCUGUGAAACUACUUCUGGCACUGUUGGCUGAAGCAGCAGGUAAUAAUACACAAACACAAAGGGAGUUGAUCAAAACACUAGAAGUAAUAAAAUCACCAGACAAUUUACGUGGUUUCUAUAAAAAGAUGCUGACAUCAUUAAAGAAGGAAAACCCAUAUACGACUUUAAAUUUGGAAACAAAGAUGUUCACCGAUGAGUUCAUUGAACCCAAACAGAGAUACGCAGCAAUGCUGGCAACGUAUUACGAUACAGAUAUCGAACGUUUAAACUUCAAAGAUGCUCAAGCAUCGGCAGAUCACAUUAAUAACUGGUGUAAAAAUGUCACUCAGGGCCGCUUGCAAAAUCUUGUCACUAAAGAAAAUGUACAGAAUAGCGUAUUGUUAUUAACAAAUGCCAUAUACUUCAAUGGUUUGUGGCGUCGUCAAUUCAAUUCCACCUAUGAGGGAGUUUUCUUUAAGACACCCGAAACCCAAUCGCGUGUACAAUAUAUGGAGCAAACCGAGUACUUUUACUAUUAUGACCACAGCUCCAUGAAUACAAAAAUAUUGAGACUACCCUACAAAGGUAAAAAAUUCUCCAUGUUCAUAUUGUUGCCUAAAACUAAGGGUGGCGUCGAAGAACUAACACAAGUCCUGCAAAACGAUCAAGUGAAACGUAUGCAAUUUAUGAUGGAAGAGACCAAAUUGAAAGUUACUUUGCCCAAAUUCAAAUUCGAAUUUGACAAAAAUCUAAAAAAUACUCUUUCUGCUCUGGGCAUAAAUGACAUUUUCACAGAUGAUGCAUCUUUGCCAGGUCUAGAUAGAGGUGCUGAAGUGGCCGGAAAAUUAAAGGUAUCAAAUGUGAUUCAAAAAGCCGGCAUCGAUGUAAAUGAAAAAGGUACUGAAGCAUUCGCUUCUACUGUUUUUGAAAUUGGAAACAAGUUUGGUGGAAAUCCUGUUAUUGAAGAGUUCACAGUAAAUCGCCCAUUCAUAUUUUUCAUAGAAGAAGAAGCCACUGGAAGUAUUAUAUUUGCAGGAAAAGUAUUAGAACCUGUUCUAUAAAUGUAAGACAAGUUUUUAUCUUUGUGUAUGCAAAAUAACUAUUUUGUGUAUUUAUUAUAUGUAUGGUGUAUAUUCAAAUCAAUAAAAAAAAGAAAGAAGAUAAA